UUCUUAUUUCACAGUUAAACGUAAAACGAAUAACAUGCACUUUAUGACUUUGAUAAAAUGUAAAUUACAAUGACACAAAUCCAUUUAUUUGUGAACAUUAUUUUUGGAGAAAAAUACAUGACCUCACAUGCCGGAAGUGAUUUUGGUGGCAGGCGUGCGAUCAUUUUGACCUCAUUCACCGGAAGUGGAGUCGCGCGGAGUCGGACAGCCCUUCGCGAGAGAAAAAAAUAGAAAAAAAUUGAGGGGGAAAAAAAAAUCGGUGAAUCCAAGGGGUUCGGGCGGAUUUGGACGAAGUUUCCGAACUGUCCCGGCCCGGAGGAGCCCUGGGGGUUGAAAGGGAAUCGCCAGCACCGAAAUAAUGGAAGAUUCCCAUUUCAACUCAUCAUACUUUUGGUCUCCCGUUCCAACAGUGCAAGGACAGAUUGAGAACGCCAUGUUUCUGAAUAAGAUGAAAGAGCAGCUGGGGCCAGACAAGGGCACUGCUUUUCCACACUCGUCCGCGGCGCACUACCCCACGGCGGUGCUGACGGUGCCGGGCUCGGUCGCCAUGGACACGGGAGCCGUCGGGAGGGUGCCGAAGCAGGAGGGUGGAGGAGGAGGAGCGAGCGGGACAGCAGGGGCGCAAAUAUCUGGCGUGGGAGUGCACCUGCACCCACCUCACACGUCCCAGAACAUCACGGUGGUGCCUGUCACAUCUACUGGCAUCAUGACAGCAGGUGGAGAGAGGGACAGCGCGCUCUAUAUGUUGAGAAUGUUCUGCUCUUUUCUGUCAGAGGCUGUCCGGCCCCCUUCCCUCUAUCUCCACAGCCACUACAAGAAAGAGGACGGCAGUAUUCCACCCGCCGUAGUCAUGCCACUUCCCUCAAAGCGGGGCCGAAAGAAGAAGUCCAUGAUGCCAAGGGCAGGUCUCGUUUCAGCCCAUGCACUCGCCACAGGAAGUGAUGCGCUAAUUCUUGCACACCUGGCCGCUGGGGGUCAGCACAACGCGAAUGACCCAUAUGACCUUUCCAAUGAUGAAGAUGAUCAUCCAGGCAAAGAUGGGAACAAGUCAUACAGGUGCCGGAUGUGUGCGGUGACGUUCUUCAACAAAUCAGACAUGCAGAUUCAUGCCAAGUCGCACACGGAGGCGAAGCCGCACAAGUGUCCUCACUGCUCCAAAUCCUUCGCCAACUCCAGCUACCUGUCCCAGCACAUCCGCAUCCACAGUGGCGCCAAACCCUACACCUGCUCCUACUGCCAGAAAACCUUCAGGCAGCUCAGCCACCUGCAGCAGCAUACACGAAACCACACAGAGGGCAAACCGCACAAGUGUCCUCACUGCUCCAAAUCGUUUGCCAACUCCAGCUACCUGUCCCAGCACAUCCGCAUCCACAGCGGCGCCAAACCCUACACCUGCUCCUACUGCCAGAAAACCUUCAGGCAGCUCAGUCACUUACAGCAGCAUAACAGGAUUCAUACUGGCGAUCGGCCAUACAAGUGUUCCCAUCCCGGCUGUGAGAAAACAUUUACCCAACUAUCCAACCUCCAGUCUCAUCGAAGACAGCACAACAAGGACAAGCCAUACAAAUGUCACAAUUGCAACCGCGGCUACACAGAUGCGACCAGCUUAGAGGUUCACUUGUCUACACAUACGGUGAAACACGCCAAACUCUUCUCCUGUGGCCUCUGCAACCGCGCCUACACAUCUGAGACGUACCUGAUGAAACACAUGCGAAAACACAACCCAGACCCUCUGACGGUAGCAGCCGCAGUAGCUGCCCAGCAAGCCCAGCAGGGCCAGAAUCCGGCUCAGCCCUUGGGCGUGGGAAGCGGCAGGGGUCGCGGGCGAGGCAGGGGGGCCGGAGCGGGAACGGCGGCCCAAGCGCAGAACCAACCCAACCCCACCUCGCCAACCAGUUACUCUGUUACAGAGGGAAUACCCUGCCCUUUCGACCUGCAUCAGUACAAGACCGUGUCGGCUGGAGAGAUCCAGUACAAACCAGUCACCGUGGCCGACCUGACGGCCCACAAAGACCUCUGCCUCACCGUCUCCACCUCUGCCAUCCAGGUGGAGCACAUGAACUCAUAGAGAAACUUGAGGAGAAUGAGAGUGAGGAGGUGGGGUGAGGAGAAACGGACCAUGAAUUGGAUAGGAAAUAAAACACUGCCUUGGGACAGAGGAGGUUUUGCAAAUACAGACUGGCAGGAGGGGAGAGCAGGUUUGCAAAUUGAGGAGAAAAGGAGAGAUGGAGGAGCACAUCAACUCUUAUGAGUUGUUGUCUUUCUUUAGACUUGCUCUGCAGUGUCACAAAAAAGGCCUUAAACUGUCAUGGUGGCUAUUCUCAGUUAGCAGCUAUUGAAAUAUACAAUACCCAGCCCCAAUUCUGUCCCUUUGGCCACUAUGGAUUGCAGCAGUCGGGUUACGGAAGUAAACAUACCAUUCAUUUUCUCCAUUGGGGAAUUGAUUUUUAGUAAAUACAAACCAUUGAAGACAGACCAACUGUGAGCUACAAGUGUAACGGGGCUGAUGAGGCGUGAGACGUGUGGA
Sinocyclocheilus grahami is the source of this 2527-nucleotide messenger RNA. RefSeq names its product zinc finger protein 384-like. Gene Ontology annotation, molecular function: RNA polymerase II cis-regulatory region sequence-specific DNA binding; DNA-binding transcription factor activity. The transcript has 11 exons. The coding region runs from base 359 to 2068 and encodes 569 amino acids. Gene Ontology annotation, biological process: regulation of transcription by RNA polymerase II. The record is from RefSeq and is a predicted model, not a curated record. Lineage: Eukaryota; Metazoa; Chordata; Actinopteri; Cypriniformes; Cyprinidae.